This is a messenger RNA of Lactuca saligna, 693 nucleotides long. The record is from the annotation of a GenBank genome assembly. NCBI's taxonomy places the organism in Eukaryota, Viridiplantae, Streptophyta, Magnoliopsida, Asterales, Asteraceae.
AUGGCUGGCGGUGGUGACCUUAGUGCAAUUACAAAAACCGGUGAACAUGCAGUUAGAAGGCCGCGAGGGCGACCCGCCGGGUCAAAAAACAAGCCGAAACCGCCCAUCAUCAUAACGCGAGACAGUGCUAACACGUUGCGGGCCCAUGCCAUGGAGGUGAGCCCGGGGUGUGAUGUUGUUGAAAGCUUAGCCACUUUUGCUAGGAGGAAGCAACAAGGGAUUUGGGUGUUGAGUGCAGCUGGCUUUGUCAGCAAUGUGAUGCUGAGACAACCGUCCCCAUCACCGGCUGGUCCGGGUAACGGACCAGUUGUCACUCUUCAUGGACGUUUUGAGAUUUUAUCGUUGAUUGGUUCGGUGUUGCCACCGCCAGCCCCGCCCGGUGUAGCAGGGUUGGCUAUUUACUUAGUUGGUCCGCAGGGCCAGGUGGUGGGUGGGGCCAUUGCAGGUCCACUUAUGGCAUCGGGACCGGUUGUCAUCAUGGCGGCUACUUUUAUGAAUGCAACUUUUGAUAGGUUGCCGAUGGACAAAGAGGAGGUAGUUGUUGCCCCAACUGCACACGAUCACCACCACCACCAUCGUGUUAUUGGUGUUCCUGAUGUUUAUGGGAACCCACAAAGCUUGCUUUCUAACACGGCUCUCCCUCCUCCUGAGAUUUAUACUUGGUCAACGGGUCGACCAUUAUCUAAGACAUGA